Nilaparvata lugens (brown planthopper) is the source of this 2613-nucleotide messenger RNA. RefSeq lists its product as uncharacterized. Bases 209 to 1663 code for a protein of 484 amino acids. The record is from RefSeq and is a predicted model, not a curated record. Lineage: Eukaryota; Metazoa; Arthropoda; Insecta; Hemiptera; Delphacidae. The transcript is spliced from 2 exons.
UCAAUGUUUGGAUGAUGUUCUGCUGUUUGGAUUUUAGGUUUUACUUUUUUAAAAUCUAAUUUUGCAUUUUUUCAUAAUUUUAUAUUGUUUGUCGGCUUGUGAUAUACAAUGAAAAAUUAAAAUGUGAAAUGGUGGAACUUGAAUUAAUUGUUUUCAUCGAGUGAACAAUCACAAUUUGUUUUUUGUUAGGUUACUAUUUAGGUGAACAAUGGCCAGUUCAAGUGCAAAUAAUUCCGGCCCAUCAAAUGCGUCCAAAGGAAACGCAGCUAUCGAGUGUUUCUCUCCAGAAUUAUUUGUUGAAACUAGUAUGAACUUUUCCUCAUUGCCCAAAGAAAUUAAAGAAGAGCUAUUCACUUCAGAAUGUAAUGCAGAAGAUGAUACUACAAACGAUGCACAGGUUAAUUCUGUAAGAGAAUCAGGCGAACAUUUCAUGUCCAAUGAAAUAACAACUGAAAAUUCAACUCUUGAUAAUUCAAGUAUCAGCACCUCAAAUGAAAUUGAUUGUCCUAUUCCGUCUAAGAAACCUAGAAUGAAACGCGUUGCAGUUAGGCAAUCAAAUAGAGACAGAAGAGAGAAAGGAGAGUUUUUCACCACUUACCAAGAUAUUGUAAAAGACAGGGACAAAUUUCGUGAUUAUUUAGGUAUGGAAAUUGAAACAUUUGAGUUCAUUCUGGAUAAACUGAAACCCCAUUUGACAAAGCAAUACACCAACUGGAGUGUAAAGCCAAUUGCUGCAGAAGAAAGGCUGGUGCUAUUUUUAAGGUACCUGACAGUCGGCAUGUCGUUCUCGUCGCUGGCGUCUUCAUUCAAGCUGGGCUGCAGUACGGUGAACAAGGUCAUCCUAGAGACGGCGGAGGCGGUCUGGACCGAGCUGCAGCCGCUCUACAUGCCGGUCCCCUCGGCGCUGGGCUUCAAGCACGUGGCUGACGAGUUCGAAUCGACCACUGGCUUCCCGCACGUGCUGGGGAUCAUCGACGGCAGACACGUGCGAGUCAAGUGCCCGGACAACCCCGAGUCACUGGCCGAGAAGAGCAACUACUCAGUAGUCCUGCACAUCAUCGCCGGCGCCAACUGCCGGAUACUGUUGACCGAUGUCGGCUGUUUCGGGAAACACGGCUGGGAGUGGUCGUUCACGGAAUCGCCGCUCUACCGGCAGAUCAAGUACCUCAAAAUCCCCGCACCUAUAGUACUCUCCAACAGUGACAACGUCAAAGCACCGUACGAGUUCUUGGGGGCGGAAAACUAUCCGCUCCUCAACUUUGUCCUGCGCCCCUACUCCAAACGCGACUACACAAAGGACCCCUGGAAGUCUGAGUUCAACAAUCAGUUCGAGAAAACCUUCCAGAUCUGUGAUCGUACGUUUGAUAUAAUGUUCUCGCAUUGGAAGUUCAUGUGGAAUUCGGUCACUUCGAACCUUACUAGUAUUGCCACCAUUAUGAAGUCCACCUGUGUGCUCCACAAUCUCCUGUUGGCUCGGGAACCGGACUACAUGAAUGUGCAAAAGGAGACAGUGAAAAAGAUGAGCUUCCGACUGAGGAAGCCGGGACUUUCUAAUUUGACAGCUCGUGAACGACGACAUAUUUUUGGCCGAUAUUUUGCGGACAGCCUCCAUAUUUCGUUACCGGAAACGACUGAGCCGGUGGAAGAACAACAAGAACACUGAUAACUUAUAGCUCUUUUUUGUUCGUUGGGGCCAGAAGCUCUCCGACUGGCUGAUUGGAUCACGCCUGAAAAUACGCUUAAUGUGGUCUGGCCCUUAAUAUAUCCAAAGUUGAUAGAAGAUAACGUCUCAGACGUUAUAGCUCUAAUAACUUAUAAAUUUUAUCUAAUAGCCCUUAUAACUUAUAGCUCUUUUUUGUUCGUUAGGGCCAGACCACAUUAAGCGUUUUUCAGAUGUUUUUAGAGCCUCCAUUUUCCGCUACAGGAAACGACUGAGCCGGUGGAAGAACAACAAGAACACUGAUAACUUAUAGUUCUUUUUUUGUUCGUUAGGGCCAGAAGCUCUCCGACUGGCUGAUUGGGUGACCGCCUGAAAAUACGCUUAAUGUGGUCUGGCCCUUAAUAUAUCCAAAGUUGAUAGAAGAUAACGUCUGAGACGUUAUAGCUCUAAUAACUUAUAAAUUUUAUCUAAUAGCCCUUAUAACUUAUAGCUCUUUUUUGUUCGUUAGGGCCAGACCACAUUAAGCGUUUUUCAGAUGUUUUUAGAGCCUCCAUUUUCCGCUACAGGAAACGACUGAGACGUUGGAAGAACAAAAAUAAAACUGAUAACUUAUAGUUCUUUUUUUGUUCGUUAGGGCCAGAAGCUCUCCGACUGGCUGAUUGGAUCACGCCUGAAAAUACGCUUAAUGUGGUCUGGCCCUUAAUAUAUCCAAAGUUGAUUGAUAGAAGAUAACGUCUGAGACGUUAGAAGAAGGACAGAACACUGAUAACUUAUAUAGCUCUUUUUUUGUUCGUUAAUGUGUCCAAAGUUGACAGAAAAUAAGGUCUGAGUGUCGGUUGCACAAAAGCCGGUUGAAUUUUAACCGUGAUUAAUUCCACGUGAACCAGAGUCUUUUCAAAAACGCCUUCUCUGAUUGGUUCUCUCAUAAAGUUAAUCACGGUUAAGGCUGUGCA